AACCACCGAGCAUUCAUCGUCUAAUCAAAGUGAUUGCAGAAAUCUAUCAACACACUUUUCAAGAUGAAGUCGUUCUUCGUCAUCACUCUAGUUCUAUUUUCAUGUCUGUGUCUUGUUGGAGUCACCGAAGCCGUUGCAGUUUCAAAGGAAGGAACACAAGAUGAAGCUUUUGACCCUGAAAACAUUCUAGAUUCAGGCAAACUGGCCCAGACAGACGAGGAUAUAAUCUCUGAAAUUAGAAAACAAGUACUAUUCCUUCAGGAAUCCGUUGCUGAGAUCACUCGUUCCUUCUCAACUCUCGAGCUCGUCGCGAAGAAUCCAUCAAUGAUGGCCAAGAUUCACAUUCCUGACUCUGUCGGGACCGAGUUUGAGCUGAGAGAACCUGAAAAGACACGACGUCGAAGGCAAGUCGACUCGCCAUCGACUGUCCCGACAUCGGUCACAUCAUCAGGCGCCGAGCAGCCAAGCCUGGGUCAGAACCCAUUCGGACCAUACUCAUGGCCUAUGUAUUCUGGUCAAUGUUUCUUGUGUCCUGCUGGUGUUCCUGGACGAAUAGGUCCCCCAGGACCACAAGGGGUUGCCGGAAGGGAUGGCAGAGACGGACGGGAUGCGUCGACGAUUCCACAAGCUCAAGAAACACCCACUUCACCCAGCGACGAAAAAAAACCACUGGUGAUACGGUAGUGCCUGCAGUAGGUAACAUUACAAGUCUCCCUGGUGUCAUCUAUACUCGCUGGGGCAACGAUGUAUGUCCCGAAGAUGCAGAACUCAUCUAUUCAGGUUCUAUUGGAGGUGCACACUACGGUCAUACUGGUAGCGGCUCAAAUCAUCUCUGCAUGCCAGAAGAGCCUAUAUAUGACGAAGUAGAAACUUCCACACACGCUGAUCGAGCCCUACUUUUCUCUACUGAAUACCAACUCAAUACUGGUCCUUCACGCAUGCAACCAAUGCAUGACCAGACUCCGACCUGUGCAGUCUGCAGGGCGCCCUCUGGCCGCACCAGCAAACUUAUGAUUCCUGCCCGCAACGUGUGUCCUUCUCAAGAAUGGCGUUUAGAGUACGCUGGUUAUCUUAUGGCAGAGAAAUACACAACCAAGAGAUCGGAAUUCGUGUGUGUGGACCGAGAGAUGGUUCCUAAAGCGGGGACCCAGGGGAAUCAAGGAGGUGGGUUGUUGUUCAUGACAGAAGUCCGGUGUCUGGCGGGUGGGGGCUUGGAUUGUGGACCCUACAUCGACGGUUACGAAAUUACAUGCGCUGUUUGUACUAUCUGAAGUCCUACUAAUAAAUGUUUGUUCCUUGUGUAUAGUUUGACACAGUUGUAAGUUCUUGUUAUGCUUUUAGAACAUCUUAGUUUCAUACACACAACAGUGAUAAAAUAUACACCUUAGUUUCAUACACACACAAGUGAUAAAGUGUGAACCUUAGUUUCAUACACACGACAGACUGUGAUAAAAUGUACAUUAUAGUUUCAUACACAUACCGGUAAUAAAGUGUAAACCUUAGUUUCAUACACACAAUAGUGAUAAAAUGUCAACCUUAGUUUCAGACACAUACCAGUGAUAGAGUGCAAACCUCAGUUUUUAUACACAACAGUGAUAAAGUUUCUGAUAAAAUUAGGCCUCGCUUGUCGAUGGUUCUCUAAAUGUUGUUAAUGUUUAUUGAAUUUCAUGGUAGAUUUUCUUUUCAUUUAGGAAAGAAUAGUUCUGUUGCUAUAAACCUGAAUUUUCUGAAACAAAUUAGCUUUCAUUUUUUACAGAAGUGUGAAACGAAACAUAUUGAUCGUUUAAUGUACAUGUGAAUAAUAAGAAUUUACUUUAAUUGAAUUUAAUUAAUUAAACAGACAUUGCCUUUAUAAUUCAAAAUGUGUGGAGGUGUACCUAGUUUUGCCCGUAAUGGUUGACGGGAAGUAGCUUGCUUUAGAUCAAUCUUAUUUGCUUAUGGAGAUUUUUUUAUAAUAAAAGUAUGUUUCUUAGUCAA
This is a messenger RNA of Strongylocentrotus purpuratus (purple sea urchin), 1977 nucleotides long. RefSeq lists its product as uncharacterized. The coding region runs from base 64 to 684 and encodes 206 amino acids. The transcript has 6 exons. Lineage: Eukaryota; Metazoa; Echinodermata; Echinoidea; Camarodonta; Strongylocentrotidae. The record is from RefSeq and is a predicted model, not a curated record.